AGCCCUUAGCUGUUGUCUUAACCUCAUGAAGAGAAAAGAAUAAAGAAACCUUAAGCUCAUUAACAUAUACACCACCACCCCACACUACCAUCAUCUCCCACUGCCCCCAUAGAGAGAGAGAGAGAAGAAAAAGCACGGGAAACCGCUUCAAGAAAACCAAAAACGGAGAAGAAGAAGAGAGUUUCCCUGUGUAUAUUUAAGAAAUGGCAAGGCUGAGCUCUUUUUUCUUGAUCUCCGCGACCGUCUUGAUCUUGAUGGUGAUGGGCUGGCCAUCCACCGUUCAAGGAAAUGGGGACCACCACCACCACCACCUGGGGUGGAUUCCGACCACCGCAACCACCAGAUCAUCAAUCUGCGACAAAGGGUCUUUAGCAGAGUGCAUGGCUGAGGAGGAUGGGGAAGAGUUUGGGAUGGACACGGAGAUCAACAGGCGCAUUUUAGCAACUAGCAGGUACGUCAGCUACGGUGCGCUUCAGAAGAACAAUGUUCCUUGCUCUAGGCGUGGUGCUUCUUACUACAAUUGCAAGAAUGGUGCUCAGGCUAAUCCUUACAGUCGUGGAUGCAGUCGCAUUACAAGGUGCCGGGGUUGAAUUUUAUUUAUUUACUUAUCAUUUUUUUUUGUUUUUUUUUUAAUUUUUUAAAAUGGGCUUGAUUGAUUGUCAUACUUGAAUGGCAAAAAAGAAAAAAGAAAGGAGUUGGUGGUGUUGGCUCUUUGAUGUUAUUGAUGGAAAUAUUGUUGUCAUAACAAUAUCUUGAUGUCUUUGUAAGAGAUUAUCGUUAACUACUACUACUACUAUCAUUCCUUCUUCGUUUUCGUAA
This is a messenger RNA of Populus trichocarpa (black cottonwood), 819 nucleotides long. RefSeq names its product rapid alkalinization factor. Bases 204 to 590 code for a protein of 128 amino acids. Lineage: Eukaryota; Viridiplantae; Streptophyta; Magnoliopsida; Malpighiales; Salicaceae. The transcript has a single exon. The record is from RefSeq and is a predicted model, not a curated record.